Cyclocybe aegerita is the source of this 441-nucleotide messenger RNA. The record is from the annotation of a GenBank genome assembly. Lineage: Eukaryota; Fungi; Basidiomycota; Agaricomycetes; Agaricales; Hemipholiotaceae.
AUGGCCCCCAAACCCGCUUCCACUGCCGGCAAGGCCCCUGCUUCCACCGCCUCGAAGGCACCAGCCAAAUCUACCGAAGGCGCGAAGGCAGCUAAGAAGACCUCCAAGGCUGCAGCGCCUGCCGAUGGCGAGAAGAAGAAGAGAAAGAAGGUCAGAAAGGAGACUUAUUCCUCCUACAUCUACAAGGUCCUCAAGCAGGUCCACCCCGACACUGGUAUCUCCAACAAGGCGAUGGCCAUCCUCAACUCCUUCGUGAACGAUAUCUUCGAACGAAUUGCCACCGAGGCUUCCAAACUUGCCGCCUACUCUAAGAAGUCCACCAUCUCCUCCCGCGAAAUCCAAACAUCAGUACGACUCAUCCUGCCUGGUGAACUUGCCAAGCACGCCAUUUCCGAGGGUACCAAAUCAGUAACGAAGUUCUCGUCAGCAGGUGCCAAGUAA